CAAAAAAGAUUAUAGAAGAAUACAGUCCCAAUUGAAUAGUAUGAAUCAACUCUUCUAAUGACCGAUUUUAAUUAGAAGCUGGUGGAUUGACAUUCUUUUGCUUGGACCUCAACCAAUCUGUUGCCUGCACGUGAAGUUUCAGCUGGUAUUACUUGGCUCACUUGAUCUAUAUCAUGACGGCGGUUCUUUUCUCUAACAUCAUUUGAGGAAUCAAACUGCAAAUUUUCUGAUUCCCCACGACGGACAUCAAACUAGAUAUCUAGUCAGCCAACUUGUCAAACAAUUGCCGGAUUCUGCUGUUAUAAUUGGUUUAUGAAGAGUGACUGUCAGCUACCAUUGGAGUGACAAAUUGAAAAAAUUUUCAGGUUAUGCAUGAGAUGCGGUUAAAAGUGGUAGGACAAGGCUGAAAAGAAAAUGAGCUUCCUCUACCGCCGGACGUGGGCCGACGGCCGGCGGAAAAUUCCUUUACAGAGAAGGAUUAGCAAUCGAUGGUGGUGGUGCAUUUUCUGGUCCGUCCUCUGCCUAUCAUGGUCUGCGACUCAAGCCAGUGGCGUCAUAGUUGCAUCGUACACCACCCCAAAUGAAACUGUGGUGUUUCAGCAUGUGGCAGUGGAUAGCUUGUCCGGAAGGGUGUAUGUUGGAGCUACGAACUGGUUGUUUCAACUUAGUUCGGGACUAGAAUUGGAUCGAGCUGUUCAGACAGGACCUGUAGAAGACAAUAUUCAGUGCUUUCCAGGUGCAUGCUCGGAGCAGCAAGUGUCGUUCGUGGAUAAUGUCAAUAAAAUUCUAGUGGUUGACGAGGUAUCUCGUCGUCUUCUUGUCUGCGGUAGCGUUUACCAGGGUUCUUGCCAACGUCGAGAGCUUGAGGAUAUAGCAGUUGCUGACGAACUAGUACCUUUGCCAGUGGCUGCCAAUGAUGAGACGAGUUCAACAGUGGCUUUUGUUGGACCUGCCCGUUAUAUGGGGUAUCCGUCUCGCGUCCUAUAUGUGGCCACCACCAACAGCAAACUAGGUCCUUACCGGGAUAUGGUACCUGCAAUUUGUAGUCGUCACCUGGAGGAUGACCAGCGAUUAUUUGGUAUUAUCGAAAAAUCUUUUUCAGAAAUCUUGCGGGUAGAUAUCAGUUCACAGGUUAGAGAUUACUAUCUUGUGAACUACAUAUAUGGUUUUCAUUCUGGAGAUUAUGUAUACUUCGCAACCCUUCAACGGCGUUCACACCUUCGAUCUAUGGAAGAAGGAGGGUAUAUAUCGCGACUGGCUCGCAUUUGUGUCUCCGAUGCACGUUAUGAUUCUUAUGUAGAAACAACUUUACAAUGCCUGGGUCCUGAUGGUCGCGAUUACAACCUUUUGCAAGAUGCACACAUUGUGCGGACAGAACCAGCAGAUUUAUUGGUUGGAGUGUUUGCAGCUAGCCGAGAUCACACAGUUCAUAGUUCAGGGCGCUCUGCUGUGUGUGUCUUCUCCCUCGCCGAUGUGGAACAGCGAUUUACGGAAAACAUACACCUGUGCUACAAUGGCAGUGUCUCGUCCCGCGACAUGGAUUACAUUGCCGGAAGUAUACAGGAAUGCCCUGAACCAGGGGUACGUGAAGCCAUUCUUUCCAACUUGCUUAACUCACAGAAGGGCGGAAACAUUUUCAACUUCUGCGGGGAAUCUCUUAAGCUGAACGGUUCUUUACCACUCACCUCAUUUCCCGUCAUCACCUACGAAAAUAUGACCCUGUCUUCGGUAGUGGCCACCACCACAUCGCAUCAUAUAGUUGCUUUCAUCGGAACGAGAAGUGGACUUCUCAAAAAGGUUCUUAUUGGAGAUGAGGCAGAAGAAUUUGAGGAGGUUGUCGUAGACGAGGGCAAUCCUAUUCUCCCUGAUAUGCACUUAGAUCCAACAGAAACACACAUCUACGCUGCCUCUCCAUAUAAAAUUAGCAAAGUUCGGAUAGAAGAAUGUAAUAAAUAUGAAGCCUGCGACCAAUGUUUACGAGCAAGGAAUCCGUACUGUGGAUGGUGUUCUUUAGAAAAAAGAUGUACUGUAAAAGCAGCUUGCCAAAAUGCGACGUUGACGACAGAUUCCAGCAGUCCACGAUGGUUAUCCCUCAACACUCAGCAAUGCAUUGAUUUCCAAGCAAUCCGACCUGAACAUCUGCCUCGAAACAGCCUAUCCGUAGUGGAAUUAGUUAUCAAUCAACUGCCACAGUUGCCAUAUGGUGCCCACUACAUGUGCGUCUUCGGUAGCAGCACCCCCGUCCAGGCAAAAGUCACCGACCAAGGGCUUGCUUGCCUUGCACCCGUCCUAGCCGAAAGACCACCCAUCCCCAAAGGAAAAGAUCAUGUAUCCGUGGAUUUAGCUGUGAGGUCCAGUGAAACAAACAAGGAUUUCCUAAAUAGAUUAUUUGCUUUCUAUGACUGUACCGUUCAUAAGACUUGCACAUCUUGCGUUACCAGUUCUUGGGCUUGCAGUUGGUGUCCUCAUGAGAAUAAAUGUACCCAUAAUGUCACCACCUGUUCUCGCACUGUCAUCUCCGGUGAAAAUAAUCCUCAGAACUCACUCAUCAAAGGUCGACAACACUGUCCUAGUUUCAAACUAGAAGAAGAAAUAUUACUUCCCAGUGGAAUGCCAAAAGAAAUCACUAUAGAAGUUCGCAAUUUGCCGAGCGUCGUGGUAAGUGAGAAUUUUCAGUGCGUUAUCGAAAUUGAAGGAGCAAAGGAGAGAGUUCUAGCUAUUGCUAAAAAUAACAAAAUCAUCUGCUCUGAAACCGCAUAUACAUAUCAUGCCGAAGUUGGAAAAGUGACGGCAUCGUUGACGGUCCUUUGGAAUGAUGAUACUUACAUUGAUAAAACCAAUGUGACCCUGUAUAAAUGUCCAUUGCUGGGAAGUCAUGGUGGUACUGCGGACUGCUCAUUGUGUUUAACUCGAGACAGAAAAUAUCAAUGUGCUUGGUGCGAUGGAUCGUGCAAGUAUGGAGAUGCUUGUCUAGACCCUGUGGCAACGACAUGCCCUCCUCCCAGAAUUGAUUGGAUUCAUCCUUUGAGUGGACCCAUCGAAGGCGGCACCCUCGUGACGAUCGAGGGCAGUAAUUUGGGGACUAGUGAAGAAGAAAUCCGGGACAACAUUACCAUUGGAGGAAUUCCCUGCAUCCUGGUGGAGUACUCCGUCUCCGUCAGAGUUGUUUGUCGAACCGGAGCCAGUGCUGGUCCCAUGGCGGCUGAAGUUGUCGUGGGAAACAAAGCAGGACUCACUCUAGCAAAUGAAAGGUUCUUCUACAAGGUGGUGGAGCUAUCCCGGGUUCAUCCAAACAAAGGUCCCCAAUCAGGGGGAACGAGAUUGUAUCUUAUCGGUGCUAAUCUGAAUGUUGGUAGCCAACUCCAAGUUCUACUCGAUGAUAUUCCUUGUGAAGUAGACAGGACGUUGGCCAGCAACAGCCAGAUCAGCUGUCGCACGACCAAAAGCCCCAUUCCGUCCUAUAACGUGAGUCUACUACGAUUAUCGGUGGACAACGCGCUGUUAACCCUUCCCAAUCCUUUUGUCUACAGAGAUGAUCCAAUCGUUAAGAAAAUUACUCCUUUGAAAAGUUUUGUGAGCGGGGGACGAGCCGUCACCGUGAGCGGUGUCAACUUCCUGCCUGUUCAGCAGCCUCGAAUGGUGGUCUACUUCAAUGAUAGCCUCGUCAACGAAACGAUUUGUGAAGUCCGAUCAGACCAUCUGAUGGUAUGCCCUUCACCUUCCGUGUCCGGUUCUGCUUCCAAGUGGCAGUUAGCUCAGGCCGACUACAUGGCCGAAGAGAGUUCUGACCACUUACUGAAACUUCGCAUUGGAUUCAUAAUGGAUGGCGUUGAAAGCGUCCGAUCUUUGCAAGAUUCUUUCCCAAGCCUCCAUUCGGACCUUACUUAUGUUUCCGAUCCAAAAUUCUUCAGCUUCGAGGAAGACGCAAUCAAACUUUACAAAGGCGAAUCCCUCGUUAUCGAGGGCGAAAAUCUGCGUUUAGCCAGCACGGAAUCGGAAGUAAAUGUUACUAUUGGUACUCGUCCGUGUAAUUUGACUUCUUUAGCUUCGACCCAACUUGUUUGUGUUCCACCUGAGGUUCAACCUGCUGGAACUGAUGAAAUAGGACGUCGGACGGAGAGCGGACUGCCAAUGGUGGUGAUCCGAGUGGGACGCAAUCUUCGUUUCGAAGUCGGUUAUUUGCGGUACGAGGUAGCGAAAAGGUAUGAAUUACCUCCAGAAGCUGUGGGUGGUAUAGCCGCUGGUGGUGCUGUGCUGGUGCUCUUCAGCCUCAUCAUCCUUGCUGUGCUAAGACACAAGAACUCGCAGGCUGAGAGAGAGUAUAAGCGUAUCCAGCUGCAGAUGGAUACGCUCGAGAACAGCGUCAGAUCCGAGUGCAAACAAGCUUUUGCUGAACUGCAGACAGAUAUGACAGAUUUGACAAAUGAUUUAGAGACAUGCGGUAUUCCCACAUUGGAUCAUCGGACAUACGUGAUGAAAGUGUUUUUCCCUGGAGUAUACGACCAUCCCCUCUUGCAAGAAACCAAGCUUCGUCAAAAUGGGAUGUAUAGUACAUGUGAAGUUGCCAUGGCGCAGUUUGAACAACUGAUCAACAACAAAUGCUUCCUUUUGACUUUCAUUAAAACUUUGGAGGUUCAGAAGUCCUUUAGCUUUAGAGACAGGGUGAAUGUUGCUUCACUUUUAAUGGUCAUUCUUUUGGAGAAAAUGGAAUAUGCCACUGAUGUUCUUCGAGCCUUGCUGCUGCAGCUGAUAGAAAAAUCGGUGAAUACGAAGCACCCUCAACUCAUGUUACGGAGAACCGAAUCCGUUGUGGAGAAGAUGCUAACAAAUUGGAUGGCCCUCAGCAUGUACGACUACCUGAAGAACGAAGCCGGUAGCUCGCUGUUCCUUCUAUUUAGCGCCAUCAAGCAUCAGGUGGAGAAAGGCCCUGUGGAUGCCAUCACACACGAUGCUCGAUAUUCUUUGUCGGAGGAACGGCUGCUUAGAGAGCAGAUUGACUAUUCCAUAGUGACGGUGCAGGUAGUUCAUGAGGACCAGGAUGAGAAAAUUGUAUGCCGUGUAAAUGAUUGUGAUGCCACCAGCCAAGUGAAAGCGAAAUUAUUGGAUGCCGUUUAUAAGAAUACACCUUUCUCUCUGAGGCCAUCUAUACAUGAUGUUGACCUUGAAUGGAGGCAUGGUCGUGGCGGUCAUCUCACGCUAGCCGAUGAAGAUUUAACAACCAAAACUAUCCACGGAUGGAGACGACUGAACACACUCCGUCACUACGGUGUGAAAGAUUCUGCUGUUAUGAGCCUCGUGACGAAACAAAAUGAUAGCUUCAGUUCCAAUUGUACAGGGAACAAUUCGCUAAAUUCUGUGUCACCAAUCGUCGGACAUUACGAUGUGGAACAAGGCUUGCGUUAUUGGCAUUUAGUGAAAUAUCAAGAUGAUCAGUCGAAUAUUAAGGACUACAACCACAAGUCCAUACCAGAAAUAUUCCUUACUCGUCUUCUCUCUACAAAGGGCACCGUGCAAAAAUUCGUGGACGACUUUUUGACUACCAUCUUGACAGCCAACGAACGUCUUCCCCCGGCAGUCAAGUGGCUCUUUGAUCUACUCGACGAAGCUUCGGCUGCACAUGGUAUCCUCGAUCCUGAAGUGGCGCAUGCAUGGAAAAGCAAUAGCCUUCCGUUGCGCUUUUGGGUGAAUUUCAUAAAGAAUCCAGACUUUGUUUUGGACAUCCAGAAAACACCGGUGGUGGAUUCCUGCCUCUCCGUUAUUGCGCAAACAUUGAUGGAUGCAUGUUCCACAUCGGAGCACAGACUUGGAAAAGAUUCUCCUUCAAACAAACUGCUGUUUGCUAAAGACAUCCCCACUUACAGGAAGAUGGUGAACAGAUUUUAUCAAGACGUCGCAUCUUUACCCCCAGUCACAGAUCAAGAGAUGUGCGUUGCCAUGCAAGCUCUGUCAAUGUCUCAUAAUGGGGAAUUCGACAUUAUCAGCGCUCUUCGUGAAUUAUAUGUUUAUGCCGCCAAGUAUAAUGACCAGGUCUUGGAAGCUCUGGACACCGAUCCUUAUUGUCAGAAAAUGCAUUUAGCGGAGAAACUGGAAACAGUGGCGUGCACCCUCGAAGGAGAGGAGACGUCCGUCUGCUAAGGGACUUCAGCUGUCAACGCUGCUGGUCAGCGUUUAUUAACAGACCUUCCACGGUGUGGAUUCUGCCAUCAACAUUCCAUUGACUGGCAUUGUUUCGUCGGAUUCGGCAAGAAGAGAUUGACUGCUAGGAAACCGGCUCUCCUUUUACUAAAGAACACCAGUCAAAACAAAACCGGGCAUUACCCUUGCCGGAGCAAAGCGAACUUGCCUGAAAGGAAAAAAAAAGAGGCACAGUUUUAUCCUCCAAGCAUCAUUGUUGUGUAUAUAUAACAUAUUAUAGUCAUCGUUGUACGUAAGACAAUUGGCGCAUUGUGUCUGAGCGAGAUAUUACGUUUUUUGUUCCAAGCAAAACCCGCGACCUUUAAUGGACUUUGAAGGUCAUGUAAAACCUCGUGAAGAUCUAUUUCCAUUUCUGUUUUUCGAUGUUCGCGUGAGAUGUUGUCUAUUUUUUGUUUUUUGAACAGCGAAAGCAACUUUCAUUCAAGAGCAUUGCAGAGCUUUCAGAAUUCGAUAUGAGUUGAAGACGUCUGGUGUGUGAAGAGCUUCAGAUCUGGUACCGAACCCGAGUCAGUGGAACUACUCGGAAGGGUUUUUUUAAUAAGGAAAUGAAAAAAAGAGGCUUGAUGGCAAUUCUGGGAUCGCUUGAUUUGAGCUUGAGAACACUGAGAAGAGCGCUGUCUUCGGACCAUGUCGUCCACUCCCUGCUUGUUAAGAGUUUAAAUAUUUAUAAAUAGGAUUCAUUUGCGCCUUUGUCGUCUCUUUCAUGUGUCAGCGGGCUCGAAAUGAACUACCUAUUCCAACUUUUUCAUAUUUUUGUACAUAAUUUACUUGAUUUAGGACAAACAUUAAACCUAACGUUAUAAUUUUUGACUAUGUUUUUAAAUGAAUGAUUUCUAAUGAAACGAUAGUUUUAUUAUACAUACAUAUGUUAAAUUUCUGUACUUGCCAUUAAAAAUUUCAUAUUUGAAUUUUAAAUGAAAUGAAUUACAAUUUUUUAAAGAGGUAGAUACUUUUUACCCAAGCUUUAAAUGUCUGCUUUCGAUAUAGUAGUUAAAAUAGCACGAUAAAGCUCCUUGCAUGCUUUUUAUAACAGAAUUUUUAGUAAUAGUAGACUAAGAACUUUGAUUUAAAUGAUUGAUUGUUAAAUUUAACCAUUUUUUUUUUUACAUAUUAAAAUUUGGGACUUUUUUAUUCAUUAUUUAUUAUAGUCCCUAAUUUUAAUUGUUUAUUUUUAUAUUAAAAAAUAGCAUAAAAGAUAUAAUUUUAGACUUAGCAUUUUGCUUUAUGUAUUAUUUUCUGAUUUAAAAUGCUCAUGGCAGAUUCAAUACUUUUUGCAAAAGCGAGUCCGCCAAAGUUAUUUAUUUUUAAAUCAAAAUCACGUUACAUCACUCAUUUAAAACAUAUUUUAUUCUAUUUAUAAUUUUUAAUAAAUGCCAGAUUCAUAUAAUUUCAAGAGAUUGAUGUGCUGCUUUUGAUGUUCCUUAAUUCCCGCAAAUAUCUUAUGAUACUUGUGUUUUUGUAAUAAUGCGAGUCGAGCCCGCUCUCAGCAAUCAGACUGCGACCUUUCAUGUCGAAAAAGUCACCCCUCGUCCCCCAGUGGCGGAUGUCCGCCCCUUGUGUCAUACACGCUGCCUGUGAUACAUUCUUGUCAUUAACCACCACCAGUGACUCUUGAUGAGCCGAUAGUCGUUUGAGCUUCGUCUCGUGUGCCAGUCGCGCUUCGAACGGAUUCUUUAAUUUUGGCUGUGAUAUAUUCUUCCCUAAGGACGGCUGCCACUUCUGCUAUGUCACCUCCCGGGGGAUGCACGCGCGAACUAUUUUUUUAUAUAAGAGACGAAACUUGUAGCCAUUGUAUUGAAGGAAUAAACGAUUAUAACACUUUAA
Argiope bruennichi is the source of this 8019-nucleotide messenger RNA. Its product is annotated as plexin-B-like. Gene Ontology annotation, cellular component: semaphorin receptor complex. NCBI's taxonomy places the organism in Eukaryota, Metazoa, Arthropoda, Arachnida, Araneae, Araneidae. The transcript is spliced from 40 exons. Bases 415 to 6135 code for a protein of 1906 amino acids. Gene Ontology annotation, biological process: motor neuron axon guidance; negative regulation of cell adhesion; positive regulation of axonogenesis. Gene Ontology annotation, molecular function: semaphorin receptor activity; protein binding. The record is from RefSeq and is a predicted model, not a curated record.